UUGGGAGUUAUGAAGGCUCGUUCCGCAGAGUCAAAAAUUAUACAAUGUUGGUAUGAUGGAGAUAGAGAGAGGAGAGAGAGAGACUAGGAAGCAGAAAGGAAGAGAGGGAGAUGGACCGUGGCCAAUGAUCAGCAAGCAGAAUAGCUAAAGUAGAGAGAUAGAAGAGAUUUCAUAAAGGCUACUCAUCACAGGCCGAAAAUGCGACCAUGUCACCGAGGACGAUCGGAGAAACAAAGCCGGAUAUGAAGCAAGAGGUGAUGAAGAGCCGCCAGGUGGUUUAGACCAUCUAUUCAUUUUAUUCAUUAGUCCGGGUCAUUUGAUGGAAGCGCCGGCGGGGAGAACGGGUUAUCGGGAAGCUUUAGAUCAUAGCCUGAAACACAUUUUGUCCUCAAUAUGAAGUCGAAGUCCAAAAUCCGCCAAUAGCGGGAGCUUGGGAACAAAACCGAAUUCGUAGGUCGCAUGUUUUAAAUAAUUAUCUACAUCUCACGUUUUCCCUCCCUUGAUGUUCUCGAACGGAGGUGUGUGGAGAACAGAGCGAUUCGACCCCGCAGCCGAUGCCCGGAGAAAAAAGCAGCCUGUGUGCAGGCAGCUGUGGACGACAGGAAGGUGGUACCCACGAGUCGGUGUUUAUUAUCUGGGAUCUGACUCCGGAGGCGCGUCGCUGAGGUAUGGGCUGCGCUCCCAGUAUCCACGUCUCUCAGAGCGGGGUGAUCUACUGCCGAGACUCAGACGAAUCCAACUCCCCCCACCAGACCACCACCAUCUCUCAGGGCAACGCAACCACGCUCCACGGGCUCUUCAUCAAGACCGAUGCGGCCGAGACCAUCCCUUCCGUCAUCACCUACCAGAGUCGGCACUCGCGCAACAACUCGUGCCGGGAUCGCAAGGAGAACAGUGGAGGGCACAUCCGCAUCGAGGCCGAGACGCAGACCAGCCACACCAGCGUCAAGGUUUCAGCUACAGAAGAAUGUGUAGGACCCAUGAGAUUGUCUCAAGAGCCAAUUCAGGUCUUGCUCGUGUUUGCAAAGGAGGACAGCCAAAGUGAUGCCUUCUGGUGGGCCUGUGACCGCGCUGGUUUCAGGUGCAACAUUGCACGGACGCCUGAGUCUGCUGUUGAAUGUUUCCUAGACAAGCACCAUGAGAUAAUAAUCAUUGAUGGACGUCACUCACGCUAUUUUGAGCCUGAAGCUGUUUGCCGGAUGAUCCGUGCCACAAAGCCCUCUGAAAACACAGUUAUUCUAGCUGUUGUGCCACAAAAACCGUCUGACCAAGAAGAGCCAUCUGUUCUUCCUCUCCUCUGCGCUGGAUUUAGCAGAAGGUUUGUGGAGAACAACAGUGUGGCAGCAUGCUAUAAUGAGCUCAUACAGAUGGAGCAUGGAGAGGUGCGCUGCCAGUUCAAACUCAGGGCUUGUAAUUCCAUCUUCACUGCCUUGGAGCACUGCCAAGAAGCUGUGGAGAUCACCAGUGAGGACCACAUAAUACAGUACGUGAAUCCAGCAUUUGAACGGAUGAUGGGCUAUCACAAAGGGGAAUUGAUCGGGAAAGAACUGACUGAACUUCCCAAGAGUGACAAGAACAGAGCUGAUCUGCUGGACACCAUCAACAACUGUAUCAAAAAAGGAAAGGAAUGGCAGGGCAUUUAUUAUGCCAGAAAGAAAUCAGGGGACAGCAUACAACAGCAUGUGAGGAUAACACCAGUCAUCGGCCAAGGAGGGAAAAUUCGACAUUUUGUAGCCAUCAAGAGACCGCAUAUUGACAACAACAAUCAGCUCCACAAGUUCAACAAGGAGGAGAGAUACAGCGGGGAACAUUCUCACUCAGAGUGCUAUUCUCUACGACACCGAGACAGAAGAAAAGAUUCGAUGGACGACCGAUCGGUGAGCUCCCGUAGUAGUGACGCUCCCAGUUUACAAAAUCGAAGAUACUCUUCUGUGGCCAGGAUUCAUUCUAUGACCAUUGAGGCUCCAAUAACAAAGGUAAUAAACAUCAUCAAUGCAGCUCAGGAGAGCAGUCCAGUAACGGUAGCCGAAGCUCUGGACCGUGUGUUGGAGAUCCUGAGGACCACUGAGCUCUACUCCCCUCAGCUUGCCUCCAAAGAAGAUGACCCACACACAAGCGACCUGGUUGGCGGGCUUAUGAGUGAUGGGCUGCGCAGACUCUCUGGGAAUGAAUAUGUUUUCUGCAAAAACAUGAGUCAGAGCCAGCUGGCUAUCCCAGUCACUUUGAAUGAUGUUCCUCCAAACAUCGCUGAGAUGCUGAAUGAUGAGGAGUGCUGGGAGUUCAACAUCCUGGAGCUGGAGGCAGCUACACACAAAAGACCACUGACGUACCUAGGCCUGAAGAUUUUCACAAGUUUUGGAGUGUGUGAGUUCUUAAACUGCUCGGAGGCUACACUGCGCUCCUGGCUGCAGCUCAUUGAGGCCAGCUACCACUCCUCUAACUCCUACCACAAUUCCACACACGCUGCAGAUGUGCUGCACGCUACAGCCUACUUCCUACGCAAAGAGAGAGUCAAGAGCAGUCUGGACCAGCUGGAUGAGGUGGCAGCACUGAUAGCAGCAGCAGUCCACGAUGUGGACCACCCAGGCAGGACCAACUCCUUCUUGUGUAAUGCAGGUAGUGAACUGGCCAUACUCUACAAUGACACGGCCGUUCUGGAGAGCCACCACGCAGCCCUCGCCUUCCAGCUCACUGUCCGUGACAGCAAGAGCAACAUUUUCAAGAACAUCGACAGGACUCAGUUCCGAACGCUGCGACAGGCCAUCAUAGACAUGGUGCUUGCCACAGAGAUGACCAGACACUUUGAGCACGUCAGCAAAUUUGUGAACAGUAUCAACAAGCCAAUGGCUGCCAUAGAGGAGACCAGCACGAGUAGCAUGAACAGUGACUGUGAGGGCCAGGCCAACAUCAGAAACUCUCCAGAGAAUCGUCUGCUGAUAAAGAGGAUGCUGAUCAAGUGUGCAGAUGUGGCAAACCCCUGCAGACCACUCGAGCUCUGCAUCGAGUGGGCUGGACGGAUCUCUGAGGAGUACUUUGCACAGACAGAUGAGGAGAAGAGACAAGGGCUGCCAGUGGUGAUGCCCGUUUUCGACAGGAACACCUGCAGUGUCCCCAAAUCUCAGAUUUCCUUCAUAGACUACUUCAUCACUGAUAUGUUUGACGCCUGGGAUGCCUUUGCCACUCUUCCUGGCUUAAUGGAACACCUGUCAGAGAACUACAAAUACUGGAAGACCUUGGAUGAGAUGAACUGUAAGAGUCUACGUCCUCCGCCUCCUUCGUGACCGAGUCCACAUCCCCUCAUUACAUAUAUCACUCCAAGCAGGGUAGGACAGUGAAUGAAGCCCUGCGGUGGAACAGUUACUCUUUUCAGCUGGGAUUUGACAGAAGUUCCUGACCUCUCAGGGGUUCCUGGAUACGGCCUGAAAAUUUUGUAAUCGGAAGAACACAGAUAUGCCGUUUCCAUCUCAAAUCACAGCCUCUUGUAUGGUUCUAGCUGGAAGUGGUACCAGUAGAGAACAGGUGGUCACUGGAGGCUGUCUCCCUGUUGACACUUUAUGGCCCCCUAAAGUAUAUCUUGAUAGCACCUCCAUGGUACAGUGUGGACCUCAUGGGUCACCUGACAAUCUGUACCAUACAGUUUAAUACAACAGAAACCUGCACUUUAGCUAAUCACGACAUCUUACAUUUUGAACUCCCUUUUUGUUGACUUUGCUUUUGGAAGUUUUCUUUAAAGCAAAUAUUUCCUUUCUGUAUCUAUAUACUGCUAUACAAGAAAUAUGGAUAGUAAAACGUGACAAUUGCCAGAGGCACUGACUGAAAACAAGAAUCUGAAGUGAUCUGGGCAUGCAUUUUAGUACAAGUGAGUGCAAAUCUCCAUACUUCCUUUUUCACAGUUCCAGCUAGUAAAAGGUGCUUAGCUCGAAUUAAUCUUUGCAUUAGCUGUGAAACAACGUAGAGACUUGUGUCUGGGACCAAAUUCCCUUCAAUUCCUGUCCAUUUGCCCUGUUCAGACAAAAUCUAAAAGAAAGGGCACUUCCAGGAGUACUUACCUAUGUAACAGGGUGCAGUCCUCAGAUUGCCGAUUGUAGGGCUAUUUUCGUGACAAAUGCUGGAUCCUGAGAUCAUAUAGCUGCAGAAUACCUUGUAAAAUGCCACCUGAUAACCUACUGUCAUUUCUUCUACAUCACCAUCUUACGUGCACUGUGAAAGCAGCUAGUGAGGAUAAUGAAGAUCCUUGUCAAACCUGCAUGUCAGAACAAAUGGAGGGACAGAAUUGCACUGUAUCAGAGCUAUUUAGUUAUCAGAUGUUACACUCAUAGCUUUGUGACACUAACUGUAGACAUUUUCACUCCCCCCAAAAAAGAUUGACUUGCGAGUAUUUGAACAACAUAGUUACAGGCUUUCUAUUUGAGCCUAUGCUUCGCUAUUGAUCGGGGUACAGUGUGUCAGGUUUUGUAGUUGACAUGUUUUUAGUGAUGAAAUGAAGACCUGACAGAUGUAUGAAGGAGCUGCUGAGCCGUGUUUAGAUUGUAAAAGCACGGCUGCAAAGCCAGCAUCUCUCUCUCGUUUGUGUUUUUUGCUUAAGCGGUUUUACUUAGGCUUGAAUCCUGCAACCAAAAUUCACACUGAAGACAUUUGGCCCCUUUUUCGGUGGGGUGGGUGUCAUUUGAAUGAUAUGGCUUCCAUCUACAGGUGGUAGACUCUAAAUUUGUCAUGUUGUCCGUGAAUCAAAUCAAACCAACACAAAGGCCCAAUUUCAAUCUGGCACUUCCACUGUGUGGAAGAGUCUGUUAAUUAUGAAGGAGGGCAGAAAUAAAGCGGAAAAAGUCUGGGAUGCCCUCACCUUUCUCAGGCGAAAACAGGUACUUCCAAACAGCUCCUUUGGAGAUGUGCGCCGCUAUGAGAUGAAUGUAUUAAUAUGUCCAUCACAUAUUGGAAAAUACGCCGUGAUUGUUUCAGUUUGAUUCAGGCAUUUUUUAACAUGCUCCAGGUCGUUAUGGUGAUUUUACAUACUGCUCUCUGUUAUUAGAAUUUGUUGCAACAAAAAUAAGAACAAAUAAAUUCAGAUGCACUUUUAAAAACAUGUACAAAUGUAGAAAACUUCCACAAAAGUAUUUUUCAUACUGAGAUAGUCUUCAAACAGUCCUUCAUAUCUGUAAGUGUGUUUCCUCCAUGUAGCGAGUAAGUCAGCACAGGUGCACACUUGGUGUUUUGCGGACUCUAGAGCCCAUUCCCACAUAAGGCUUGUUGGCUUGGAACAGCACUUAAUGUGGCCUCCACAAAGUGCAAACAAAGUGAAAGGGUGUAGGUGGCUGGACUGGAAUUGGUUCAGUGUUAUAUUUCAUCCUACUAUGACUGAGGAUGGAAUACUACUAUAAUAAUACUAGUCACUAGACUUGGAUAUUUAAGAUCACCUCUGUUAAGCUUUAAUAUCAAAAGGUGAAGACAGCACUGGAAUCCACUACUGCCAGCAGCAGAAUCUUUAAAAGACUUUCAUAAUAAAUUAUUUUACAAAUUCAAAAACUCAAAAUGGCGAUAUCCAGAUAUCUAUAGGCUACUACUGUGGUGAACCUAUGUAAUUACCAGUUCAUGUCCCAACUGUCCAGCUCAGCUGCAUGUGCAAGUAUGUGCGUGGUAAUCCAGGAGACGCACAACAAGCAGUAUUAACCAAAGGCACAGAGAGCUCUUUAAGGUGCCUUAUUCUUUGGUCAUUUUUUCAGAACACAAGUAUUUUUGUUGUAACAUUUCCUCCUCUAUACAUAAAAACAAAAUUAAAAUUAAAAAAAACACAAAAAGAAGAAAAGCCAUAUGUGUUUUAGAUGUUUUUAAAACUAGGAUAUUUGGCCUGAUGCAUCACAGUCUGUGCUACAGUUCUGAGUUAGUCAGUGUUGACGGCCCCCGAAGCUUUUUCCAUGUAUUUUGUACAACUACGAGAUUUUUAACGACAGAAGCUGAACCAGGUGCAGUUGGAUCAAACGCACGUUCCUUGUUUGUUCACCUCCAUGUUCGAUGUAUUCACACUGAUGUUGUCAUUAUGCUGACGAUGAAGGUCUUAAUCAACGCCUUAAUCUUGUUACGUCUCACUGUGUAGCUCUGCUCUUGUUGCAAUACACUGUAAACUACCUAAUGUAUCUGCUGUUCUUGUAAAUACUCGGCCAAUAUUAUUUUCGCUUUGCUUUUUACAUAUUUUGCUUUCAUACCUUUUUAUUGUGGAUGUUAUGUGUUGCUGUUAAUUUCCAAAGUUAUGUUUGUUUGGGUUUUUUUAGGGUGACUUGAAAAGUGGCUCCACCUCUGAAUGUUUAAUAGCUGCUAUCACUGACUAUGAGAAGAUAUUUUUGCUAGUAUACGAUGAAGAUUUCUAUUCACACAGACAAUUUAAAUACUUCAGAUUUAAAUGUCAGACAGCCUUUUCCAUGAGCAGUAACAAGCAGAAUAUGAUGAGCUCAGUUACAUUCGAUUACAGCAGGUGACAUAACGCUUUGCUUUGAAUCUACUGAGCCAGAAGCAGAUUGUGUAACAGCUUGUUAUAUAAAGACAAGCUUUCAUCACUUACAGAGAUUUCGAUUUCCCUCUCAUCAAUAAAACUGUUGGCCGUGACUGCAAGAACGUGCCAGUUCUAUCUUUUGUAUCAUUUACAACCAUAACAAUAAUUAGAAAAUGAUCAUGUAUGGAGUACGAGGGUUAUUGGCCAUGAGAACUGUAAUGUUUUCAAAGAUGUUACUGCCUCAGGCAUAGUAGUUACAAAAGCUUUACGUAAGAGCCGCCAUGUUUGUUGAAAAGGUUUAAUGUAUUUUGCUCCCUCUGGUCUUAUUUUGAUGUUUUCUGUCAAACACAAAGUUGUAUUGUGAGAGACAAUUAAAAAGUUCUUUCAAUAUAAA
Messenger RNA from Neolamprologus brichardi, 6878 nucleotides. RefSeq names its product phosphodiesterase 8B (gene pde8b). Gene Ontology annotation, biological process: signal transduction. The record is from RefSeq and is a predicted model, not a curated record. Lineage: Eukaryota; Metazoa; Chordata; Actinopteri; Cichliformes; Cichlidae. Gene Ontology annotation, molecular function: 3',5'-cyclic-nucleotide phosphodiesterase activity.